GCUCUUCAUAUGAAUUUUCCAAGGAAACUUUUUGACUCCUAUACUGGCGAACGCCUGUCUCAAACCCUCCAGACAAUUUCGCCCCAGUGCAAAUCUCUGUCUAAAACAAGAAUUGGGAAACCUAGUACGGUUUUCUUUUUAAUCCGUGCGCGUGCAAGUAUUUUCCCUUCACCAAGUAGGCCCGUUGCUUUCUGCAGUUGCCGCUUGGAGCGAGCUCCCUCGCGCGCGGGUCUCUGUUUCUUUCCCACCACCGAGUAAAGAGAAGAGAGCGAAGCAGAGAAGAAGAAAACACUUGAAGGUCUACAUAUUCGAUGCCAAUGAAACCCCUGCCUUCUUCUUCCUCGAGAGUCCCCGUCAAGUUCAAGAUCCCGACGGCUGACAAUUUGGUGCCGAUCCGACUGGACAUUGAAAUCGACGGCCAGCGUUACAGAGAUGCUUUCACUUGGAACCCUUCAGAUCCUGAUUCGGAGGUGGUAGUGUUUGCGAAGAGAACAGUGAAAGACUUGAAGCUUCCUCCAGCAUUCAUAACACAAAUUGCUCAGUCCAUUCAAUCUCAGUUGGCUGACUUUCGAUCAUAUGAGGGCCAGGACAUGUUCGCUGGAGAGAAAAUAGUGCCGAUUAAGCUUGAUAUGCGAGUGAAUCAUACUCUCGUAAGAGACCAGUUUUUGUGGGACUUGAACAAUUUUGAAAGUGAUCCUGAGGAGUUCGCUAGAACAUUCUGUAGAGAUAUGGAUAUUCAAGACCCAGAAGUAGGGCCAGCAAUUGCCUUUGCAAUUAGGGAACAACUGUAUGAGAUUGCUAUUCAAAAUGUCACUUCAGCCAGAGAAAGUAGAAUAAGCAAGAAGGGCCGCCGUGGUUUUGAAUAUGUUCCAGCCAGUAAAGCAGGUGGUAUCUCAUUGGACUUGGUUAAAUAUUUCGGACAAAAAAAUAGUGUCGUCCGGAAAAGAAAAGACUGGGAUGCAUUUGAGCCCAUUGUCGAUAUACUCUCGAGCGAGGAAGUAGAUGCCCUUGAAGUGAGAGAAAAGAAGAAUACUCGGUGAUGCAUUAUUGACAUUGUGCGUUCAUUAUCAAAACGAAUGCUAGAUCAUGCAUUCGAGAGGCUAUCUGUUUAUUCUUGAGUAGAGAUUUUCUCCAGUUCAAUGUGCACAGGUUAGUAAGCCCAUUCUCUGUUGGCCAAGCUCAAAACUGGAUGAAGAUCAAGUCACUGGAUGAAGAUCCAUCUAGACGAGCCAUUUCAUUGGCUUUGGACUUUUGAUCAUAUGGUCUUGCCAUUUUGGACAGAGAGCCGAAUCUACAUUCACAUUUUUCCUGCAUCGCCUGUACUCUUUAACAUCCAUAUCCAGUUUAUGUGUCUUUCUUUGAUUUUAUCCUCAAUGGUCCGCAUCUCGGCCAUGGCUAAGUCGGCAAUUGGCUUCGUGUAUAUUAGGAAGGUCGACUGUACAUAUUUAGAAGACUAGUUCAGUACUCAUUUCGAGG
Messenger RNA from Rhodamnia argentea, 1476 nucleotides. Its product is annotated as chromatin structure-remodeling complex protein BSH. Gene Ontology annotation, cellular component: nuclear chromosome; nucleus. Gene Ontology annotation, molecular function: transcription coregulator activity. The transcript has 10 exons. Gene Ontology annotation, biological process: chromatin remodeling; regulation of transcription by RNA polymerase II. NCBI's taxonomy places the organism in Eukaryota, Viridiplantae, Streptophyta, Magnoliopsida, Myrtales, Myrtaceae. Bases 312 to 1040 code for a protein of 242 amino acids. The record is from RefSeq and is a predicted model, not a curated record.